AUGCCAUCAGAAGCGAAGCAAUCUGCCCGUUACCUGGAGAAAGUUUUCGAACUCCCUAAAGAAAUAGACCCUCAAAACGAAUCAUCAGACGAAGCGUCUGAAGGCUCCGACUCUGAUUCUGAUGAACAAAGCCGAGAAAUCGACCAGGCCAUAAAAAGAACCAUCAGAGCCAAUUUAUUCAAGCGUAUCAAAACAGAAGAAGGAAACAUCGCCGGAGCUGCUCGUUGGGAAUUCGAAAUUGAAUUCGCCGAGCAAUAUAACGACAACAACAAGGCUCCAUCAAAUCCAGCACCUCAGCCACCAGGCGGGCUUACGGUUGGAAGUUACACUUACUACCCGACACAAGACUCUCCGUAUUCGGAGGCGUUCUCAGACCAACAGCGCCAACAAUUCAGACAACACUUGUUGUCGAUACGAGACUGGUCCAAGAUGAACGAAACCGUGGAGUUCGAUGAUGAAGAGCUUCGAAGCCCUCUGCCAGAUGUUCUUGGUUUGGAUACCAACGGUACAACGGGCGUUGCCGACCUUUUUGAUAAUGCCAACGAAAGCGAAGAUGAUAUUUCUCAAUCUGACGAGGAAGAGGACCUUGAGAAGUUUGAUUCCAAGGAUAACACAUCUGAGAAGGGAGACUUCGAAUCAGAAGAAGAGGAUGAAGUUCAAGAGAAACCCAAAUCCACCAAACAGAAGAAGUCAUCUUCUAAGCCAGGCAAGACUGGACUGAACUCUGGUAGGAAGACUAUGGUUCCGUACGAUAUCUCUUUGGGACCAGCCAGUGGAAUCAUCAGUGGAGUCCCUUGGAUAAGUGAGGACGAGGAAUCUGACGGAUCCACGAUGACCAAGGCCAGAAUCGCAAGGGGGAUGGCCGACUGGAGGAUGGGAAAAGAUGAGGAAGCCAAGUGCUGGGGAGACAUUCGGUGCAAGGAGAAGCCGGCUGCCAAAAAAGGCUCCAGCCAGGCUAAGAAAUGGACCCUCAAGCUGGCUCUCUUCGAUAUUGACUGGAGAUUCGCCAGGGCUGGCUUUGCAGCAGACAGAGAGGGGAGAUUUCCGCUAAGCCACCCUCUGGAGACCAGAUACUCAAAUGUGGUUGGCUGGGUGCAACUUCUGUUUACAGACCCGUCAGUAGCCAGAUCUGCAGCAAACGGUAAGGGUCCUGCACAGAGUGAAAUCAGCGAACUUUCACGUCUUAAGACCCAAUGCAAAAAUCUCUAUAUGGCUUGUCUAAAUGGAGAUAUGGCCAGUUAUAGGGGUAAACUACGCAGUUACACAUCCUAUCUACCGGACCCUGAUCUAGUUUUUGCCUCACAAUUUAUUGACCCUUUCGGAUCAUUUAACGGUGUUAUUGCAAGCGCAUUAGGGGCUGCUGGUUACAGCCACUACAUGGAAUUGGAUAAUACAACACAGGCACAGAGCCUGCUGUACCCGCCGUCAGAUCAGAAUCAAAAGCUACUCUGGGCUAUAACUGAUGCCAAUCAUCGCAUCGCUGAGCUUGAGGCUCGGCAUAAGGAUGAUAUUGAUCGACUAAAAAGCGAGUUGAUGGAUGAAAUCGCUGAGCUGAAAGGCAACACAGUCAAUCAGACUGCUGCCAGACCUGGAGGUAUUGAAGCUCAUGAGCUUGCUACCAUCAAGAGCGAUAUAUCGAAGCUCAAGAGCGAGACAGCUGAGAUUACUACAGUCAAGGGCGAGAUUGCAGAAUCCAAGGAUAAACAGCCAGAUCUAUCCCUUUACUGCCUGAAAUCAGACCUUGGACAAUUCCAUGACGAUCUCAUAUCGAAACUGAGGGAAAAGUUUGGAGAUGUGAAUGGGAGGCUUGAUAAGGUAGACAAGGUUCUACUAUCCAAGGAGAACACUACAGAAAAUCUGAAGAAGCUAGCGGCAAGUACAGUCCAAGCUGCCAUAAAAGAGGCCAGUUUCACAGAGCAUAUCAAGAAGGUAGCAGAAUCUACAGCAGAAUCUAAGAUUCAAGCUAUGGUCAAGGAGGACAGAGCGGCCAAAUCGACGGCAGAAAAGAAGCGAAAGAGAGAGGCAUCAGUUGAGUCCAGACGCCCAAAAUCGACUCCAAAAUCGACUCCAAAGCCGACUCCAAAGCCGACUCCAAAGCCAUCUGAUACGGAGAAGAAUCAGAGAAACCAUCUCGCGCUAGAUUUUUGA
Messenger RNA from Clonostachys rhizophaga, 2148 nucleotides. The record is from the annotation of a GenBank genome assembly. Lineage: Eukaryota; Fungi; Ascomycota; Sordariomycetes; Hypocreales; Bionectriaceae.